CAAUAUUAUACGGCUUUGAACCACGAAUUUUAAUAAGCUAAAGACUUAUUACUUAACUAUAUUUUAAUUUUAUUAACUAUAAUAUUAGUAUAGAAUAUUGAUCGACCUGCCCGCUACCGUAUGGCGUAUGCAAGUUGUGUACAUAGUACCAUGAAAAAAUGAAAAAAUGAGUAAAAUAGAUUAAUGAUUUUAUCAUGCACUGUAUAACUUUACUGUGCUCAAUAAUCGUUAUCCGCUGGCUGCAGCCAGACGUUGGGUGAUGUGCAAAAUGGAAACAGCAACGAUGACAUUUUUGGACGUGACCCAUGACCGCCAUAAAUUGAAACAACCGACCAAAGUGCUGUUGACGCUAAGCAACGUAUUGUUGCCCAAGGAGAAGCUCACGUCCACACCGUCCAUGAUCGACGGGUUGGAUUUCGAGACCGAAGUCGACCUAAGGAUCGUCGGCUGCGAGUGGAUUCAGACCGCUGGCAUUUUGCUCAAACUACCCCAGGUUGCAAUGGCAACUGGACAAGUGUUGUUUCAACGAUUUUAUUACACAAAAUCUUUUGUUCGCCACCCAAUGGAAAUAACUGCAAUGGCAUGCACAUGUUUGGCCUCUAAAGUUGAGGAAUCACCACGACGUAUUCGUGAUGUUAUUAAUGUUUAUCAUCAUAUCCGUCAAGUUUUAAAUCAAAAAUUGAUUACGCCAUUGGUACUUGAUCAAAAUUAUGUACAGAAAAAGACGCAGGUAAUAAAAGCGGAACGACGCGUGCUCAAGGAGCUUGGCUUUUGCGUGCAUGUUAAACACCCGCAUAAACUCAUUGUAAUGUACCUACAGGCACUUGGAUUUGAGAAACAUCAGUCAAUAAUGCAGAUGUCCUGGAACUAUAUGAAUGAUUCGUUACAAACCGAUGUAUUCGUUCAAUUUGAUCCAGAAACUAUUGCUUGUGCCUGUAUUUAUUUGUCGGCCAGGAAAUUACAAAUACCCUUGCCAAAAAGUCCAGCAUGGUACUGUUUAUUUAAUUCAAAUGAAACAGACAUCCAGGACAUCUGUCGCAAAAUACUCAAACUUUAUCUUAGGCCAAAAGUUAUCACGGAAGAUUUGGAAAGGCGAGUGGAAGAAUCAAAGAAAGAAUAUGAUUAUGCUAAGGAGAAAGCUAAAGAAGCUAUGGUUCAUCCAGUAGUACAAACUGAUUUAGUUAUACCUAUUCCUAGUAAUGGAAUAACUGUUGCUGUCCCAAGAAAUAUUAGUUCAACCACCACAAAUAAAAAACCAAUCAAAAUAAGAAGUAAAAGUAGAACUCCUUUGGAAAUUAAGUCUAGAAGUAAAAGUCCAAGACAUUUAAAGAAAUCUAAGAAAAGAAAAUUAGUACCUACUUACAGAGACUAUAAAGAUUACAAAGAUUACAAAGAUUACAAAGAUUACAAAGAUUAUAGAAGUAAUGAAAAUUAUAAAUCCAAGUCUAGGAAUUACAACUACCGUAAAAAAUAUUAAUUAAAGCUAUGAAUAGUAAUAUACUUAUAAUCUACCAUUUGAAAUGUGUUUUAUUAAAACAUUGCUUGUUUAAUAAAUUUCAUACCAAGUGCAUUUAUUUAAAUCUAUAUUAUACAGUGUGUUAAUUAAUUAGAAAGUCAGUAAACCAAGUUCACAACGUAGUGCAGUAUGUUUUAAUGUAAUAUAAUAUCCUCCAUUUUACCAUAGUAUAAAAUGUCAAAAAACGCUUACGUUUUUAAUUUUUGAACAUUUAAAAAUAGUAAUUUUAUAGAUAAUAAUAAAAUAAUAUUGAUAAUAUUGAUAAAAAAAAAAAAAAAAAACAAUUUUAAAUAAUUAAGAGUACUUUAUCAUUUAAAAAAUACAGCAAAUUGUAUUAAUUUAUAUUUUUUAAUAGUUAGCCAAUAUAAAUUAAAUAAUGAACACAUGUCUUGUUGAUAUUUAUUAUUGUAUAAUUUAUUUAAUAAUGAAAUCAUGAAAUCAACAUUUCAGAUUUGGUUUAUAAUUAAAAAUCAUUUACUUUAUGUUGAAAUUAGGUUAGUUAUAAUAAUUAUUAACUAGUAAUUGCCAUAUUUCAUUUAAGAUGAACAUUCGGUGCAUUAUGCUUGACCAGUUAAAGAUUGGUUAAACAGUUAUUUCUCUCAAAAAAUUAACUAGUAGUGAAGGAUCAAUCAAUUAACCAGCUCAAUCACCAGAGUUUACAUCAAUUUUUGUUUUGUGCGGUUUUAAAAAUAUUGUCUAACCUGCAUUUUACAGUUUCACAAGACCAUAAUGUAAUAAAAAAAAUGUGAUAUAUUCCAAACAACAUAUUAAUUUCAGUACAAAGAUCUUGGUACUAUCGAAUUGAAUUAUGCUAAGCUGUUCAGGAUAGACAUUAAAUAUCAACAAGUAGUGUGUUCUUCAUUAGAAUUGCAUUGCCUAUUUAUUAGAAAGUGUAAAAAAACAUGAAAUGUUACGAUCUACCAUAUUACAUAUUAUGAAAAAUGAAUUGCAUUCAUUCAUUAAAAAAUCAACUAAUUUCAAAAUUAUUAUAUUCUUGAUUUUAUCAAUAAUUUACUAAAUACAUUUGCUAUUAUCAAAUAUUGAAAAACUUUCUUUUUUUUUAAAAGCCCGUUUUACACGAUAGUAGUUAUUGUGCUAUGCUUAUACUCUGUUCAAGUUAAGAAACAUAGUCUAUGUGCGACUUGAUUUUGUCAGGCAACACCCGUUUGUCCCCCCACCCAGUCAACUAUCUGUAUAACUGCCGUGUAGUAUUGCCACGCCCCUGCGCACAGGUCAGCCUCCAACUAUGUUUCUGAACUUGAACAGAGUAUAGUCUACUAGCUAGACAGCUUAGUACACUAGUUUUUAGGUCUGUGUGAAUCUUAAAAAAUGUUACUGGUUAAACUAUUCACAAAAUCAUGCUAGCGAGUACACAAUUUUUGGUAAUAAAACGUCCUAUUUUACACAUUAUUUACCAUUAUAUUUAAAUUUGCAGCCAAUCAGAAUACAUAAAUGUUUUCAGUAUUUUUUAAUUUUAUUUUAAAUAUUUGUUUUUUUGAUAUUAAUAAAACAAACACUUACAAAAAUAACAACUGAUCAGGUACUAGAACACUAGUUAUGCAACUAGUAACAUGCUAGUUAUAUUGACUAUUAUCCUGUGAAAAGGGCUUAAAUUGUCACAAAUAGAUGAGGAAAUUGUUAUAUAUCACAUUAAAAAAAUUGUACCAAGUUAUAAACCACUCAUAAUUAAUUAGGGUUACUGACUUAACAAUUUAUAUGCCUACUGUACUACCUAUUGUUUGUAAAAUAAUAUUACCGGCCAAACCAGAAGACAGGAUAAAUUAGUUUGGACUAAAAUAGCGCAACCAGGCACUUAUUAGCCUAGUCCAUAUAGGUUUGUUAUAAAUAAAGACCGGAUUUAUAUUCUCUUAAAAUACCUUAAAUAUGAUGCUAAUAUUCUCAAAAAAACAUAAAUAUAUUCUCAUUAUAUUCUCUUAAAAAUUUAAAAAAUAUGCUAAAAUAUGCAAAAUAUACAAAAAAAGCAAAAAUAUGCAAAAAUAAUCAAUAAACAUCAUUAUAUUUACUUUAAUAUGCAUUUAAAAUUUUUUUUUUUUCAAUUUUAUAUUAAUAGUGAGUUAAUUAUUAGGUAUUUAAAGUUUCGUAUUCUAAUGGAAUAUUAUUGCACUUAAGUAAGAGUUGGAAAUGAUAAAAUAAAAAAUUGUAAAUGUUCAAAAAAAUUUUUUCUGGGUACCGUAAUAUUAAAAUUAAAAAUAAAUACAAAUUUCUUCUCACAAUUUACGAAAUAUUCCAAAAUAUGCUAAAUGAGUUAAAUAUUCUCUAACCCAUAAAAUAUUCUCAAUUAUGCAAAAAAACUUUUUUCUAUGCAUUCAGAAUUGAACAAAUCAUCCACAUUUUUUACUCUCAUAAGACUGCAUAGACCCAUUAACGAUAUGUAAAAACAUAUAAAUCCGGUCUUUAGUUAUAAAGCAUGAAACUUAUAUUAGGAAAAACUAGAUUAUUCUAGUCUAAACUGAUUGAUCCUAAAUCCUAAUGCGUUAUGCUUAUAAACAAAGUAAUUUAUCUUAAAAUUGAGUUAGGCCAGUAACAUAUUAUGUACAUUGGUCAUUAAAUACUUUGUUUUUUUAAUAUUUUCAAAUAGGUUGUAAUUAUUAUGAUAAGAACUUUAAUUGUACAUAUUAAUGCAAACCAUAGAAGAAAGUUAUUAUAUUUACAGUGUUGGCCUGGCCAUGGCCAUAUUUAUUUUUACUUGUACAUACCUUAAUAAUAAUAAAAAAAAGUUAUUAUAUAGUAUAUAGUAUACAAUAUUCACAUUAAGAACCGUAUUGUACAGUGACUAGUUUUCGUAGUCAGCAAGCAGAUAACCCAGACGGUCUGUCAACACCCUUCCCCCCAAUUCCAUGAAGUCUACCAUCAUAAGUGAAAUGUUGUUAAGCAGCGUCCCUGCACUCAAUUCAGUUUUUACAUAAUAUGGAUCUUAACGUGAAUAGAGCAUAGGAUAUAUAAUAGGUAAUAUAAUAUAUGUAAUACCUAACCUUACAUAAUUGUAAUUAUUAUUUGCAAACGAGUGAAUGUUUAGUUAUUGUAAGAUUAAAUUAAAAAAAUAAAUUAUUAAUCAUCUGUGAUAA
This is a messenger RNA of Metopolophium dirhodum (rose-grain aphid), 4602 nucleotides long. Its product is annotated as cyclin-L1-like. The transcript is spliced from 7 exons. Gene Ontology annotation, molecular function: cyclin-dependent protein serine/threonine kinase regulator activity. Bases 260 to 1477 code for a protein of 405 amino acids. The record is from RefSeq and is a predicted model, not a curated record. Lineage: Eukaryota; Metazoa; Arthropoda; Insecta; Hemiptera; Aphididae. Gene Ontology annotation, cellular component: nucleus. Gene Ontology annotation, biological process: regulation of transcription by RNA polymerase II.